Messenger RNA from Epinephelus fuscoguttatus (brown-marbled grouper), 2649 nucleotides. RefSeq names its product phospholipid phosphatase 3-like. The coding region runs from base 262 to 1203 and encodes 313 amino acids. Gene Ontology annotation, biological process: canonical Wnt signaling pathway; phospholipid dephosphorylation; phospholipid metabolic process. Gene Ontology annotation, molecular function: phosphatidate phosphatase activity. The transcript has 6 exons. NCBI's taxonomy places the organism in Eukaryota, Metazoa, Chordata, Actinopteri, Perciformes, Serranidae. The record is from RefSeq and is a predicted model, not a curated record.
UUCUCUAGAAAGGAGCAAAGGAUGGUUAGAAGUUAGAAGAAAGCGAGUAGUGACUGUCAGAAGACAGACAGGAGCUAUAGCAGUUAGAUUCUCAGAGUACUUAGUGAACAGCAGACUAACAUUAGUAUAGACCUGCAUGACGACGACUCCUCAGGACUCAAGUCGGUAGACACCCAUAGGUAGAAAUACAGCAAACGCACGGCGAAAGCUUGUAACGACAGUUUUUAUUUCCUUUAAUUUGAAGCACACAACACGUUUUAAAUGCAACGCUGUUUGAUAUAUGAGAAAAGUAUGGCAGCCGAGACGAGGAACGGCGGGAGUUCACUCAACAACAAUAACUGCAAAGACCACAGCAGGAGAAAGUUACUGGUGGGAGUGGACCUCUUCUGCCUCUUUUUAGCCGGCCUGCCUUUCUUGGUCAUUGAGACCAGUGCUGUUCAGCCUUACCGUAGAGGGUUUUACUGCGAUGAUGAGUCCAUCAAGUACCCGGCCAAAAAUGGAGACACCAUUAGCGACGGUGUGCUUAGCGCUGCUGGCAUUCUUAUCACCAUCCUCUCUAUCAUCAUCGGGGAGAGCUACAGGAUCUACUUCCUGAACGAGGGAUCCAAGUCUUUUGUCGGGAACCCGUACAUAUCUGCUCUAUACAAGCAGGUGGGCGUGUUCGUCUUUGGCUGCGCCAUCAGCCAGUCCUUCACUGACAUUGCCAAAGUGUCAGUGGGUCGCAUGCGUCCUCAUUUCCUCGAUGUGUGCAAACCUGACUUCUCCACUAUCAACUGCUCCCUGGGUUACAUCACUGACUACCAAUGUCAGGGGCCAGAGAGCAAAGUUCAGGAGGCCAGGAAGUCUUUCUUCUCUGGACAUGCAUCAUUCUCCAUGUACACCAUGCUUUACCUGGUGUUUUACCUGCAGUCUCGUUUCACUUGGCACGGAGCUCGCCUGCUGCGCCCUCUGACCCAGUUCACUCUCAUCAUGAUGUCUUUCUACACCGGCCUGUCCCGUGUCUCUGAUCACAAGCACCACCCAACUGAUGUCCUGGCGGGUUUUGUGCAGGGAGCCCUGGUGGCCUACUGCAUAGUAUUCUUUGUGUCUGAUUUGUUCAAACCCAAAGGAAGACGUUCUAACCUGUCGCCGACCCCAGUGAAGAAAGAUCUUGUUCCUCCAGCAGACAUCAGAGAGCGGAGCAACCAUCUCAUCAUGGCAUAGAGAAGGCUGCAUACUGACUGUACGUACUCCUGACCUGUGCCAUUUAAAUCACUACUACAGCCACUGGUCAAUACUGGAUAAAACAAACUCCCAACAAGCUGGAUAAUGCAGACAAAUAUGGAAUCUCAGAGGAUGAAAGGAGGCUACGGAAAACAGUCAACUGAGUUUUGCUUUCUCAUCGGAAAGUUUCAUCUUUUUCCUCGGUGCAACCAGACAUUUUAAUGUGGAAAAGAGAGAGGACUAUUUGUACCUCCUCUGUUAUGAAGAUUAUUGGAGAUUCUCCUCUGUCAAGGCCUUUCCAUGAACACAAGUCUGAGACGAAACAAAACUGAGAAAUGGCAGCUGUCAACAAAGCUCAGUGUGCCUUAUGUGCUUUCUCCCCUCUGCUGCAUCCAGUGGGAGCUACACUAAUACUCCUGCCACUCCCUCACUGUGUGACUCAUAACAAAUCAUGACAAAAAAACAAAGUCCUUGAUUUCAUGAAGGAUGUUGUUUUGGUUUGGUUUUAUUACAAAUAUGUGUGAUUUAUAGCACUAUUUUAGCUAAACUCAGUACUGUUUGUCACCACUUGAAUGACCUGAAGUGAAGCUUUUGGAAAGCUUUGUAAGACGGUGUAAGCUUUUUGUUAUGAUCAUAAUGUCGUGUUCCUCAGAAGGCACACAUAAGUUACAGUAGGUGGAAAGUACGGCGAGAGCAUAUGUGUUGGAUGUGGGCCUCUUUCUGCUGGCUAGGACGAGCCCCCACUGAGCCAUUUAAUGAAAUGACUGUCUGUUAUAUGUACCAGACGGGUGCUCACAAGUGUUAGGUCAGAGUGUGUGUGAGAGUGUGUGUCCCUUGCGUAUGCUCAUAUGUAGUUAAUUUCUGUGUCUGUGUGUGUGUGUUUGGGUGAGGCCUUUCUGAGAGUGAGUGCCAAUGUGUCUUAAUGUCAUGUCUAUAUAUUUCAGUGUUUAUAGCCAACAAGUGUGCCUCUUUUCAGCCAGAGAACAGGCACCUGCUCCAACAGACACAUGUAACACGAGACAGGAACACUGUGGGGGAAAAAAGCAUCACGUGCUGUUCAUGUACUUUACUGUUACUAAUCAUAGUGAUGAUUCACAUCACUGAGAAAUCCUGUGAUAUACCGUAUGCAACACAGGCAUAUAUAUGUAUCUAUACACACCUAAAGGGGACCUAUUAUGCUCAUUUUCUGAUUCAUACUUGUAUUUUUGGCUUCUACUAGAACAUGUUUGCGUGCUUAAAUGGUCAGAAAAACUUUAUUUUACUCAUACUGUCUGUGCUGGAACAUCUGAAGUCACCCUCUGUCUGAAUCGCAUCAUUUUAACACCUGUCAAUUUCAGCCCCCCUCCCAAAAAAGCUCAGUCUGCUCUGUAUCUGCAUCCCUGGCAUCUCUGCCAAGCCCACAGGAACAGCGUUAGGCGUUAAACCAAUCUUAAAUAGUGGCCAAAA